CCACCGACAAGAUGUGCAAGAGCACGCAGCGAACACGAAACCAAACCGAGGGUAGCCCGCGGCUGCAGGCAUCUGCCGGCUCCCCCAUCGCUCUUCGCUACCAAGAAAACGGCCAUGUGACUCUACCUUGGAAUCAACCGGGAAAGCCAAAGAAUCGAGGGACAAUCUACGUCUACGGAACUACCGAGCCAAAGGAGGAGGAGAACUUCCUGGACGUCUUCGAUUCCUGGAAUCGCGACGGUACGGGAGGGGAUCGACGCGGCGUUCUCUUGUCGAAGCAAAACUUUGAUGACGGCCGUUGCUAUCAGAUCAACAAUGGCAAUAUCUCCGAACAUCGUCAAGCCGUGUACCCCCACGUGGCGGACCAAUUGAUGGGCGCAGACUUGUGGUGUCAACAGGACAUCGCGCUACCAUCGAAUGCACCGACAGGCAAGCCGUAUACGCUCUACUGGGUCUGGAAUUGGCCCACGGCUCCUGGCGUGGACCCGUCACUCCCCAACGGCAAGCAGGAAAUCUAUACCACUUGCAUUGAUGUAGAUGUGGUCGAUAGCCCUACAACUCAUACGCACGUCCAGGAGGGAUAUGUGGAGGGCCAGUCCCUCGACAGCGCAGCCAUUCCGUCUGAGUUUGCCGAGGUGAUGGGAUCUAGCACUGAUGGUGCGGAGGCUGGAAGCAGUUCGGCGCCAAGUUUGACGACGCCCGCUCCGACGCCAACACCAACCUCAGUGGCGCCAUUUAAAGUUCUCACAUUGACGACAGUCAUCACGACACAUAUACCUUGGACUAGCAGUGCUGCCUUGGCUGGGAGCACUUGAUUGAAAAGACCUUGCUUUGGAUGUGGAUCCCUUGCGUUCCCAAUAGCUGGGGAUUUGGAAUGCAUUGUAUACCCUCCGAAGAGAUCGGAUUAGAUUUUACAUUCUCUUCUACCGCUCGAGGUAGGCGGGCCUAGCCGGGAUUGAUGGCAGUCACUCUUUGACCUUUGUUUGACUA
Molecule: messenger RNA, 990 nt
Organism: Aspergillus vadensis CBS 113365
Lineage: Eukaryota; Fungi; Ascomycota; Eurotiomycetes; Eurotiales; Aspergillaceae
Exons: 1
Coding region: 12-815 (267 amino acids)
Source: RefSeq, a predicted model, not a curated record